Mustela erminea (ermine) is the source of this 3777-nucleotide messenger RNA. It is a transcript of the gene SGIP1, whose product is annotated as SH3GL interacting endocytic adaptor 1. The record is from RefSeq and is a predicted model, not a curated record. Gene Ontology annotation, cellular component: cytoplasm; clathrin-coated pit; plasma membrane. Bases 607 to 3240 code for a protein of 877 amino acids. The transcript is spliced from 28 exons. Lineage: Eukaryota; Metazoa; Chordata; Mammalia; Carnivora; Mustelidae. Gene Ontology annotation, biological process: clathrin-dependent endocytosis; clathrin coat assembly; synaptic vesicle endocytosis.
GUUUUAAUGACAGUUCCCAGCUCUUGGGCAUGUCAAGCGCGAUUAAUUCCCUGGCUCUGUUGAAGGCAGCUGGGAUGAAAUUUCUUCUGCAUCAUCCUUUUGGGGAUAAUUGCUUAUGAUGUGACGUCAGCCGGAUUGAUUUUUCUCUCUUUCAAGAGAGAAAGGGAGGAGGGAGGGAGAGAGACCACGGACGUGUGCGGAGGCCACAGACAUUAACGUUUGGAAUUCCUUCAGGGCAAAAGGAGAGGGGAAUGGGAGCUUACAAGUGUGCAGCGAAGACAUCAGACUGCACGGAAUUAUUAACAAGUUUUUCUUUCAAAGAAGAAAAAAAAAAACCCCCAGUCCCCUCCGCAGCGAGCCACUUAGGUGCUCCUUUCAUGCCCGAGUCCCCCGUUAAGGUGGCAGCGUCUGAUAAUUAAUCCCGGGUACCCAGCCGCUGCAAUAGGCUUAAGAAGACGAAGAGGAGGGGCGGGGAAGUGCGUCACCAGCAGUGGACAGAGCAGACCUCUCGGCAGCGGCGUUGUGAGGACUUAGCUGGGACCUGGAAUCUUAUCCUCCUGUAUUUUUUCAGACUCCUUGGAAAUUAAGGAAUGCAAUUCUGCCACCAUGAUGGAAGGAUUGAAAAAACGUACAAGGAAGGCCUUUGGAAUACGGAAGAAAGAAAAGGACACUGAUUCGACGGGUUCACCAGAUAGAGAUGGAAUUCAGGGGAAAAAAAAGACCCAGAAGACUCAGCUUCUCCUCACCUCUUGCUUCUGGCUCAGAGCCCUCUCGUUAACUCUGUCUCAGCCCAGCCCACAUGAACCACCCUACAAUAACAAAGCAGAGUGUGCGCGUGAAGGAGGAAAAAAAGUUUCGAAGAAAAGCAAUGGGGCACCAAAUGGAUUUUAUGCAGAAAUUGACUGGGAAAGAUACAACUCCCCUGAGCUGGAUGAAGAAGGCUACAGCAUCAGACCCGAGGAACCCGGCUCUACCAAAGGAAAGCACUUUUAUUCUUCGAGCGAAUCGGAAGAGGAAGAAGAGUCCCACAAGAAAUUUAAUAUCAAGAUUAAGCCAUUGCAAUCUAAAGACAUUCUUAAGAAUACUGCAACCGUGGAUGAGCUGAAGGCAUCCAUAGGCAACAUCGCACUUUCCCCAUCACCAGUGAGGAAAAGUCCGAGGCGCAGCCCGGGUGCAAUUAAAAGGAACUUAUCCAGUGAAGAAGUGGCGAGACCCAGGCGUUCCACACCAACGCCGGAACUUGUAAGCAAAAAGCCUACAGAUGACACGGUGGCCCUUGCUCCCCUCUUUGGUCCACCAUUAGAAUCGGCUUUUGAUGAACAGAAGACAGAAGUUCCUUUAGAUCAGCCUGAGAUAUGGGGUUCAGGCCAACCAAUUAAUCCAAGCAUCGAGUCGCCAAAGUUAACAAGGCCUUUUCCCACUGGAACACCUCCACCACUGCCUCCCAAAAAUGUACCAGCCACCCCACCCCGAACAGGCUCCCCGCUCACAGUUGCACCCGGAAAUGACCAGUCAGCCACAGAGGCCAAAAUUGAAAAACUACCAUCAAUCAAUGACUUGGACAGCAUUUUUGGGCCCGUGUUAUCCCCCAAGUCUGUUGCUGUUAAUGCUGAAGAAAAGUGGGUCCUUUUUUCUGAUACGUCCCCGGAACGUGUUACUCCAGAGUUGACUCCAAGGGAAAAGGUGGUGUCCCCACCAGCUGCAUCAGACAACCCAUCUGACUCCCCAGCUCCGGGCCCUCCGGGCCCUCCAGGCCCCCCAGGACCCCCAGGACCCUCUGGUGGUCCUCGCAAUGUACCGUCGCCGCUCAAUUUAGAAGAAGUCCAGAAGAAAAUCGCUGAGCAGACCUUCAUUAAAGAUGAUUACUUAGAAACAAUCUCAUCUCCCAAAGAUUUUGGGUUGGGACAGAGAGCGACCCCACCUCCCCCACCACCACCCACCUACAGGACUGUGGUUUCAUCCCCUGGACCUGGCUCGGGCAGUGGUACGGGGACCACCAGUGGUGCGUCAUCACCAGCUAGACCAGCCACUCCCUUGGUUCCCUGCAGCAGCACCACCCCUCCGCCGCCACCUCCCCGGCCUCCAUCUCGGCCAAAGCUACCUCCAGGAAAACCUGGAGUUGGAGAUGUGCCCAGACCUUUUAGCCCUCCCAUACAUUCUUCCAGCCCUCCUCCGAUAGCACCCCUUGCCCGAGCUGAAAGUACCUCUUCAAUAUCAUCCACCAAUUCCUUGAGCGCAGCCACCACUCCCACAGUUGUGUCAGAAGAUGAUGUUUUUUAUGACAAACUGCCCUCGUUUGAAAGGCGCUGUGAAACGCUGGCAGAGAAUGAACAGCCUUCCCUCGUUUGGUUUGACAGAGGAAAGUUUUAUUUGACUUUUGAAGGCUCUUCCAGGGGACCCAGCCCCCUAACCAUGGGAGCCCAGGACACCCUCCCUGUUGCAGCAGCAUUUACAGAAACUGUCAAUGCCUACUUCAAAGGAGCAGAUCCAAGCAAAUGUAUUGUGAAGAUUACUGGAGAAAUGGUGCUGUCUUUUCCUGCUGGCAUCACCAGACACUUUGCCAACAACCCAUCGCCAGCUGCUCUGACUUUUCGGGUGAUAAAUUUCAGCAGGUUAGAACACGUCCUGCCAAAUCCCCAACUUCUCUGCUGCGAUAAUACUCAAAAUGAUGCCAAUACCAAGGAAUUCUGGGUGAAUAUGCCAAAUCUGAUGACUCACCUAAAGAAAGUGUCGGAACAAAAACCGCAGGCUACAUAUUAUAAUGUGGACAUGCUCAAAUAUCAGGUGUCCGCCCAGGGCAUUCAGUCCACACCUCUGAACCUGGCCGUUAACUGGCGGUGCGAGCCGGCCAGCACGGACCUGCGCAUAGAUUACAAAUACAAUACGGAUGCCAUGACAACGGCCGUGGCCCUCAACAACGUGCAGUUCCUGGUCCCCAUAGAUGGAGGAGUAACCAAGCUCCAGGCUGUGCUCCCACCCGCAGUCUGGAAUGCUGAACAGCAAAGAAUAUUAUGGAAGAUUCCUGAUAUUUCUCAGAAGUCAGAAAAUGGAGGGGUGGGUUCUUUAUUGGCAAGAUUUCAGUUAUCUGAAGGUCCAAGCAAACCCUCCCCACUGGUUGUUCAGUUCACAAGUGAAGGAAGCACCCUUUCUGGAUGUGACAUUGAGCUUGUUGGAGCAGGGUAUCGGUUCUCACUCAUCAAGAAAAGGUUUGCUGCAGGAAAAUACUUGGCAGAUAACUAAUAAAAUCUUAUGGAAGGAUUCGGAGGACCACAUAAUGGAGAACUGUUGUAUGAGAAACAGGUUUUAAUUUUGGUUUGAUGGAAACAAACCAAAAUCUGCACUUGGGAUAUAUCUGCUGGAAAUGUCCAUGACUUUCAGCUAUGAUUUCCCUCACACAAUACCAUGAUGACCAGUCUUACAGUAUUUACUUCUAGGUGUAAUAUUGUUAAUGGUUUUAAAAUGUAAUUAUUGUAUUUGUAAAUUGUAACUCAUUCCAGUAAGGCAGUUAGACACUUGAGUUUUAGCAUUUUACCAUUCCUGAAAUGGAUGUAAUUUAAACUGUGGUAUGUAAAUUUAAUAGUAGUACUGUUGAAUGGCACAAUGCUUACAGGUAGAUUGCAUUUUGUCAAUAUAUAAAAUUUAAAUAUAAUAUUGAUAGCUGUCAUAAAGGGGGUGCCACAUACAAAGAAAAUUAAGUGGAACCAGAAAAAAAACCUUCCUUUUCUUCAAUCCUUAGUAUGUUUUACUCUAGUGCUAAAUAAAAAUUCUAUCUUCAAA